Nematolebias whitei (Rio pearlfish) is the source of this 2568-nucleotide messenger RNA. RefSeq names its product sema domain, immunoglobulin domain (Ig), transmembrane domain (TM) and short cytoplasmic domain, (semaphorin) 4Ba (gene sema4ba). NCBI's taxonomy places the organism in Eukaryota, Metazoa, Chordata, Actinopteri, Cyprinodontiformes, Rivulidae. The coding region runs from base 10 to 2511 and encodes 833 amino acids. Gene Ontology annotation, molecular function: chemorepellent activity; semaphorin receptor binding. Gene Ontology annotation, biological process: neural crest cell migration; negative chemotaxis; positive regulation of cell migration. The record is from RefSeq and is a predicted model, not a curated record. The transcript is spliced from 14 exons.
GGUGGAGGCAUGUGGACGAUGAGUAUGGCUUGGCUCUGUCUCCCAGCCUACGCUCUCCUCCUUGUUGCCUAUUCUCAUACAGCUGUCACAGAAAAUGACGUCACCCCUCGCCUCACCUUCUCCUACAAUGCAAAAGAGAGAACAAGCAGAAGAUUCUCAGUCAGCGGGGUCCUCAACUUCACCUCCCUGCUCCUCAGCAGUGAAGACAGCAUGCUGUAUGUGGGCGCCCGGGAGAUCCUCUUUGCUCUCAACCUCUCUGAUAUCAGCACAGCCAAACUACAGAGGAGUCUCACAUGGAAAACUCCAGAGACGAAGAGAGAGGAGUGCAGUUUCAAAGGCAAAGAUCUCCAGAAGGAUUGUUUCAACUACAUCAAGAUUUUGCUCCGUAUGAACAGCACUCACCUGUAUGUGUGUGGAACGUAUGCCUUCAGCCCGCUCUGUGCCUACAUCAACGCCUCAGACUUCUCCUUUGCCAAAAACGAUGCUGGUGAGAUUUUGACAGAGGACGGACGCAGCCGCUGCCCAUUCAACCCUGAGUACAAGUCGACCGCCAUCAUGGCUGACGGAGAGCUGUAUGCCGGCACUGUCAGUAAUUUCCAAGGGAACGAACCCAUCAUUUACAAGAGUCUGAGCCAAGGCACCUCUUUGAAAACGGAGAACUCACUCAACUGGCUUCAAGACCCGGCCUUUGUUGGCUCUGCUUACAUACAGGAGAGCCUGCCCAAGGGCAACCUCAUGGGCGACGACGAUAAGAUUUACUUCUUCUUCAGCGAAGCAGGAAAGGAGUUUGAUUUCUUUGACAACACCGUUGUGUCACGCAUCGCACGUGUGUGUAAGGGUGACGUCGGAGGUGAGAGAGUGCUGCAGAAGAAGUGGACCACUUUCCUGAAGGCUCAGCUCUUGUGCUCUCUGCCCGAUGAUGGCUUCCCCUUCAACAUAAUCCAAGACAUGUUUGUGCUCACGCCGAGCCCCGAGGACUGGAAGAGCACGGUGUUUUAUGGAGUCUUCACGUCUCAGUGGUACAAAGGUGCAUCAGGGAGCUCUGCAGUGUGCGCCUUCACCAUGGACCAGGUGGAAAAGGCCUUUAACGGGCGGUACCGGGAGGUCAACAGAGAGACCCAGCAGUGGUACACGUACAACCAUCCGGUCCCAGAGCCUCGGCCCGGAGCUUGCAUCACAAAUGCUGCCAGAGAUCAGGGCAUCUCCUCCUCGCUGCACAUGCCAGACAAGGUUCUGAAUUUUGUCAAAGACCACUUCCUGAUGGACAGUGUGAUUCGCAGCCAGCCUCUCCUUCUGAAACGUAACGUGCGCUACACGCAGAUCGCCGUCCAUCGAGUUCAGACGACCAAAAAGGUUUUUAGUGUGCUUUUCAUUGGCACAGACGAUGGGAGACUCCACAAAGCCAUUAAUGUCAAAAACAAGAUGCACAUCAUUGAGGAGAUGGUGCUCUUCCGUGAUUCCCAGCAUGUGCAGCACAUUGAGCUGGACACUGAGAAGGGUCAGCUUUAUGUUUCCACUCUCUCUGAGCUGGUGGAGGUGCCAGUCGCCAACUGCACCAACUACCAGAGCUGCGGGGAGUGCAUCCUCUCCAGGGAUCCAUACUGCGGCUGGAACGGAAGGCAGUGUGUGGAUAUCAGGAGUGCUCCUGCUAACAAGGUAUUGCAGCAGGAUGUCGAUGAAGCGGACACUUCAGCUAUUUGCAACAAGACCCUGCCAAGUCCACGGAUCAUGAAACCUUCACAGACACGGGCGUCAUCGUGCCAGGUGGUCAUCAUCCCAGCCAACACUUUCAAGGUCCUGCCCUGCAAGCUGCGCUCUAAUCUGGCUGAAAGAAGGUGGAAGUUCAGCGAAAGUGCAGGUCACUUUCAUUACCCCAGCCCGGAAGGGGGGCUGGUGGUGGUCGCUCAGGCUGGCAGGCAGGUGACCUACGAGUGCUGGUCGGUGGAGGAAGGCUUCAGACAGCUUCUGGCGAACUACUGCGUGCGGGCCGAGGCCAAGCAGGAGAGCACCACCCUGAAAGGCAGGGUGCAGCUCUCCCAGGAGGUCCUCAUCCUGCCGGGGGACAACCUCUCGCCGCAGAUCAACACCAAGACCUACUGGAACGAGCUGAUUGUGGUGUGCACCCUGCUGGGUUUCUCCAUAGUGGUCUUCUCGCUGUUUGUGGUUUACAGGAACCACGACCACAUGAAGUCCAUGCUCAAGGAAGGAGAAUGCCCAAACAUGCAGCAGAAAAAGCCCCGAAUGGUGGGCGGCAAACCUGCGGAGAACUUGCCGCUCAACGGCAACACAGUUCCGACCUCGGCGUUGGAUCAUAAAGGGUACCAGACCCUUAAUGACAACUACAUCUGCAGCACUCCGCCGCACGAGUGUUCCUCGCCGGACAACAGCAAGAGCCUCUCAGAGACGGAGAAAAGGCCUCUGAACUUAAAGGAGAGCCACGUGGAGAUUUCUCCCACGUGUCCGCGGCCAAGAGUCAGAUUAGGCUCCGAGAUUAAAGACUCCAUAAUCUAAGGCUGGUUUUAUACUACCCAGAUAAACUCAUUAAAAACACAAAAACAAGAGUGCACU